UCAGUGCUAGAGAAAUGCUCCCAGGAGACAAGGCUCUGUGGCUGCCUUCGGCUCUGCUCCUCCUGCAGGUGCCAGGCUGUUUUCUCCUGAGUGGCCCCAGCACUGUGACGGGCACUGUUGGGGGAUCCCUGAGUGUGCAGUGUUGGUACGAGGAGCACUACAAGAUGCAUGUGAAGUACUGGUGCAAACAAUCAUUUAUAACGUGUGACAAGAUUGUGGAGACUGACGGCUCAGAGAGAGAAGUGAGGAACGGCCGAGUGACCAUCAGGGACCAUCCCGCCAACCUCAGCUUCACGGUGACCUUGGAGAACCUCGCACUGCAGGAUGCAGGCUCCUACGGGUGUGGGGUUACAAUACGGUGGCAAGAAAACCCCACCUUCAGAAUUACAGUGCUUGUGCUUCCAGAAACAGCCACAACCACAGCCUCCCACCUUAAGGGUAUCACAAGUGCCAUGGGACCUUCCCUGUCCAUGUCUGUGCACACCUGGCCCAGCACCACCAGAGAGGACACCUCCAGCCCCAGCCCACAGCCUCGGUCCCUGUUCAGCAGCAUUCACUUCCUGCUCCUGGUCUUCCUGAAGGUGCCCUUGUUCCUGAGCAUGCUCAGUGCUAUCUUUUGGGUGAACAUGUCUCAGAGAUGCUCUGGAGGGAGGUGAAGUCAUCCUGAGAUGAGAACCAGUGACAUCCCUUGUCCAUCGAGGCCCUGUCCAGAGACACAACUCCUCUGAUGGAUGGAGCUGACCUUCUGAACAAUGAACGCUCUGUCACCUCUUGUCAUGUAUAUUGGAUAAUCAUUGUGAUCUUCUUUAAAAUCUUCCCUUGUUCACCAUCAUGAUACUUCAAAAGAGUUCCUAAUCAAUCUUUAGGGUGCUCCUCUUUGAAGUCAGUACC
Octodon degus (degu) is the source of this 891-nucleotide messenger RNA. Its product is annotated as CMRF35-like molecule 6. The transcript has 4 exons. The coding region runs from base 15 to 656 and encodes 213 amino acids. Gene Ontology annotation, molecular function: transmembrane signaling receptor activity. Gene Ontology annotation, cellular component: plasma membrane. Lineage: Eukaryota; Metazoa; Chordata; Mammalia; Rodentia; Octodontidae. The record is from RefSeq and is a predicted model, not a curated record.